AUGGCGUCUCUUAAUCUCUCGACUAAUGGACCGUCGAUAACAAAGAGCUACCAGUCGGUAGUGAACGCUCCCGCUCCAACCGGUCCCGCGGCGGCUUCUCCAACAUACGGAUCAUGGGCCUUGUUCUCAGUCACAACUCCCCUUGUAAACGCAUUCCAACAAGGUGGUGCCCAGAAGGAGAGUGUACUCAAGGUCCAAAGCACAGGAGAGGGUGAACUAGUAGACCUGAUCGAGGACUUCUCGGAAGGGAAAAUACAAUUCGGUUUUGUCAAAGUAAAAGACCCGAACACCAGCCUGCCGAAGCAUGUCCUCAUUGCUUGGUGUGGUGAGGGAGUCCCUGAGCGAACCAAGGGUUACUUCACUAGCCAUCUAGCUGCCGUCGCCAAAUUUCUGCAGGGAUACCAUGUUCAAGUCACUGCUCGUUCUGAUCGUGAUCUUACUCCAGAAAGUAUUAUUCAGAAGGUAGCCGACGCAUCUGGUGCUAAAUAUUCCGGAGAUGCCUCCGUUCCAGCCCCGGCUUCGACAAAACCACCAGUCGCCGCGAAGCCAGCCUUUAACCCUACCCGCACCGCUGGCUCGUUCAAACCUACAGUACGAGGUAACUUGCCCGGCCACGCAGCGAAUGAGCCGGUCGACGAGGAUGGAUGGGGAGCAGAUGCCCCUCCAGUUACCAGAACACAGCUUGAGAAAGUUGAGUCGGCAUACAAACCUACCAAGGUUAAUAUGAAGGAAUUGACUUCACAAAAGUCAGCUACCACUUCGGGACCUGCCGUAGAGCGAGAGGCACCGAGUGAUGUAGUAAAGGGUGGAUAUCAACCUAUUGGCAAAGUUGAUAUUGCGGCUAUCAGAAGACAGGCAAAGGAAUCUGGACAGAAUGUUAACGACCGCCCAGAGAUAGUUAAGGGAGCCUAUCAACCUGUUGGAAAGGUAGACAUUGCUGCUAUCCGUGCCAAGGCUAAAGGUGAUUCCCCAAGCACGAUCUCACCCGCAGCCACCGGAGGCUCUGGUGGUAACGACGAACAGCCAAAGUCUCUUGCCGAACGCUCAGCGGCCUUCACUACUUCUGAAAGGUUGACCAGUCUACCCAAACCAAAGGUCACUCCUAAAUUUGGCGCGGCAGCUUCUUUUGCUGGGACUAAAGCCCCACUUCCUGGUGGUUUUGAAUCCAAGCCCCCAGUAGCUGCAGCCCCUGUUGGAAUUGCCAGUCGAACUUUUGCUGACCAGGGAGGUAAAACCCCAGCCCAGCUUUGGGCCGAGAAGAAAGCCAAAGAAGGUGGUGUUGUUAGCCCACCCCCAGUCCCGGAAGCACAGCCAAAGGAUACCCAAAAGAGCCAGGAAACAGGGUGGAAGAGUUCAUACACCGGAAAAUCAUGGGCUCCAGUUCAGACAACAAAAACUGGCGCAUCUGCUGGCCACGCAGAGGCUCCUGGUGCUCCAGAACAAGAGAAGCAUGAGGAGCAACAAGAGGAACCCCAGACUGGCAAUGUUGGUUCUAUUCGAGACCGAUUUCCUCAUGCCGCUCCUAUCGGUGUUGCAACCUAUGAACGAUCUGCUCCCUCCCCACCACCACUAGAUACCAGCAACAAGCCGACUUCAGGCCGUGGUGUCCCCAUUCCGGGACUGUCUCAACCACCACCAGCACCUGAACCAGCACAUGAGGAAACUCAACGUGCGGUUCCACCUCCACCUCCACCCGCAGCUGAGCCGGAAGAGGAAGAACAGGAGGAAGCUCCAGGCUCUCCGAUCCGGGUAGCAAUGCCUGUUGGCCGCGGAGCAACACGCGAUGAGCACCCUGCUGCUCCGGAGCAGCCCGCAGUGCCAGAAGUUACCCAGCAUCAGGCCGUACAUGAAGAAACACAUGAGCCAGCAAAGGAAGAAGAGCAGACUUAUACAGCCGCACCAGUGGCUGGUAGUGGUAUUCAGGCUAUCGCGCAGUACGAUUACGAGAAGGCAGAGGACAACGAGAUUGAAUUGCGAGAAGGAGAGCGUAUCACCAACAUUGACAUGGUUGACGAGGAUUGGUGGCUUGGAGUCAACUCCAGCGGUGAAGCAGGACUCUUCCCUAGGAACUACGUCGAACUUGUCGAGGGCGAAGAUGCCGCCGGAGGUGCUCCUCCAGCACCAGCUCAACCUGUCCAUGAAGAACCCGCCGCUGCCGCCGCUCCUCCACCACCAGCUGCCCCUCCUGCCGCUGCCGCCGCACAGCACACUGCUACUGCUCUGUACGACUAUGAGGCUGCUGAGGACAACGAACUCAGCUUCCCGGAAGAUGCCAAAAUCACCAAUAUCGAAUUCCCCGAUGAGGACUGGUGGACAGGCGAGUACCAGGGUAAGGUCGGCUUGUUCCCGGCAAACUAUGUCCAGCUCGACAGCUAA
Messenger RNA from Trichophyton benhamiae CBS 112371, 2376 nucleotides. RefSeq lists its product as uncharacterized. The transcript is spliced from 4 exons. Gene Ontology annotation, molecular function: actin filament binding. Bases 1 to 2376 code for a protein of 791 amino acids. The record is from RefSeq and is a predicted model, not a curated record. Gene Ontology annotation, biological process: regulation of actin filament polymerization. Gene Ontology annotation, cellular component: actin filament; plasma membrane; site of polarized growth. NCBI's taxonomy places the organism in Eukaryota, Fungi, Ascomycota, Eurotiomycetes, Onygenales, Arthrodermataceae.